Messenger RNA from Nomascus leucogenys (northern white-cheeked gibbon), 931 nucleotides. RefSeq names its product KPRP N-terminal and LCE C-terminal like protein (gene KPLCE). Lineage: Eukaryota; Metazoa; Chordata; Mammalia; Primates; Hylobatidae. The record is from RefSeq and is a predicted model, not a curated record.
AUGUGUGACCAGCAGAAGCAGCCACAGUUCCCUCCAUCUUGUGUGAAAGGUUCAGGACUAGGGGCUGGGCAGGGUGCCAAUGGUGCCUCUGUGAAAUGCCCAGUUCCAUGCCAGACCCAAACUGUCUGUGUGACAGGCCCUGCUCCAUGCCCCACUCAAACCUAUGCGAAGUACCAAGUUCCAUGCCAGACUCAAACCUACGUGAAGUGCCCAGCUCCCUGCCAGAGAACCUAUGUGAAAUACCCAACUCCCUUCCAAACCUACGUGAAGUGCCCAGCUCCCUGCCAGACCACCUAUGUAAAGUGCCCAACUCCCUGCCAAACCUACGUGAAGUGUCCACCUCCCUGCCAGAUGACCUACAUAAAAAAUUCAGCUCCCUGCCAGACCCAGACGUGCUAUGUCCAGGGUGCUUCUCCUUGCCAGAGCUAUUAUGUUCAAACUCCAGCAAGUGGCUCAACCUCCCAAUACUGUGUCCCUGACCCAUGCUCUGCUCCCUGUUCCACCAGCUACUGCUGUCUGGCUCCCCGGACCUUUGGGGUGAGUCCCCUGAGACGUUGGAUUCAGCGGCCCCAGGACUGCAACACAGGAUCGUCUGGCUGCUGUGAGAAUUCAGGAAGCUCUGGAUGUUGUGGUUCUGGGGGCUGUGGAUGUGGCAGCUCUGGGUGCUGCUGUUUGGGAAUUAUCCCCAUGAGGUCACGAGGUCCUGCAUGCUGUGACCAUGAGGAUGACUGCUGCUGCUAAACACACAACAGCUCAACUCCAGAAUGCACUUCCCCAAUACCCCUUCUGGAACAUGCACCAGCUUCUAGCCCCCUCUCUGUUAUUGCCAGUGAGGUAGAACCUCAUCACUUCGCCUCUGUGCUUUGCUUCUCUACCAAGGCAGCCUGCCAGAGUUAGUGCAAUCCCCAAACUUUGGCAUGAAUAAAGCUCU